Molecule: messenger RNA, 2995 nt
Organism: Schistosoma haematobium
Lineage: Eukaryota; Metazoa; Platyhelminthes; Trematoda; Strigeidida; Schistosomatidae
Gene: FMNL3
Product: Formin-like protein 3
Exons: 19
Coding region: 200-2995 (931 amino acids)
Biological process (GO): regulation of cell shape; cortical actin cytoskeleton organization; cell migration
Cellular component (GO): cytosol
Molecular function (GO): small GTPase binding; actin filament binding
Source: RefSeq, a predicted model, not a curated record
AAAAGGGCGUGGAUGACCUAGGUUUUCUCAUCUUGUUUAUUGUAUUUCGAAUCCACGUAAAGGUGAUGCACAGCAAGCAAAAGAAAUUCUUUUAGCUACAGAAAUAUCAUUGCGAACAAACAAUGUAGCUUGGGUUUAUGAUUUUCUCGAUCAAGAGGGUUUGGAAGCAUUAGUGAAUUAUGUAUCUAGAGUAAUACACAUGGUUAUGAGUUUCAAAAGGUUUAGAAAAUGUUCUAUUUUGUCAACUGAUUUCCGCCCUACCGUGGAUGCCAUUCAGCAACAGCGUUCUGCUCUUCUAGGUUCAUUUAGCUCGGAUCAAGCAGUUUCUAUAACUGAUCUAUGCGAUAAUCUUAAUGAAAGUGAUAAAGUUGGAUCUGGUUUAUGGUGCUCUAGUUUACGGAAAAAAAAACAUGAUCGCAUUUCUUUUUCGCCUGUUCAUGUCCGACAUAUAUCUGAUUCAAUCAGGGAUAGUCUUCAUCAAGGUGUCAGAUGCUUUCGUGCAUUACUUAAUAAUCAGCGUGGUUGUUCAAUGGUAUUUGAGCAUCCUCAUGCCGUGAAUGUUAUUGCUCUGUGUCUCCUGCAUCCAAGUUACCAAACAAAAACCUUAGUACUUGAACUUUUAACUGUUGUCUGCUUAAUCACUGGUGGACAUGAACGCGUAUUAAAUGCAUUUGAUAAUUUUAAAAAGGAAGUUGGGGAGUCUACACGUUUUGAAUAUUUAAUACAUUAUUUUUUCACACAUGAAUCUGAAUCUCCAGAUUAUAAUAUGGAUUUUAUGGUAUCGUGUAUGCAGUUUUUCAAUAUAGUUGUACAUUCAACAGAUGAUAUAAUGUUAAGAGUAUAUUUACAAGAAGAAUUUAAACAUCUUGGAUUAGUUAAUUAUUUAUCGAGAAUAUACAAUCAAUCCGGUGAUCGUCUUCUACGUCAAAUAGAAGCAUAUAAUGAUAAUGAAGUGGAUGUUGCAGUGUUAUUAGAAGAUUCACAAAUGCGUGAUGUGUUACAACAAGAGAAAGAACAAGCAGAAUCAGAUCUGAUCAUUUUACAGACUCGUACAGCAACAAUCCAAGCAGAAUAUGAAAAUAAAUUAUUGGAGCUUCAACAAAAAAUACAAGCUUUGGAAAUAAAAAAUCAAGAUUUAGAGAAUCAGCGCACUAAUCAAGAUGGUCAACUGUCUACACUACGUGCUCAACUAUUGGAUAAAGAUAAAAGCACAACAGAACGUGAGCGUAAUUUGCAACAACGACUACGUGAACUAGAAGAUACUUUGAAUACAGUUAAAAAUUCACAUUCGAAAUCACAAAUACAAGUGAAUGGGAUAGUUGGUAACUCUACCGAAUCGAUAAACACAACAAGUGGUGUUAUUACUGCUGGUGCUAAUGCUUCACCACCACCUCCUCCUCCCCCUCCGCCACCACCACCUCCUCCCCCGCCACCCCCACCACCAUCUGCAGGUGGUAUACCGCCACCACCUCCUCCCCCACCGGGAAUGGGUGCAAUGGUGCCUGGUGCAGAAGGUGUUUCCAUACGACCGCCCAUACAAACUCGAUACAAAUUACCAUUAGUUAAUUGGGUCCUGUUGAAAAAUCAACAACUCCGUGGUACAAUAUUUGUUGGCAUGAAUGAUGAAGCUGUUUUGGAUGCAUUGGAUACUGAAAGAUUUGAAAAUCUUUUCAAAUUGUCUAAUCAAUCAGUGAAUAAUAGUAAUAAAUCGGGUGUAAAUAAUCUGGUAAAUGGAUUAGAUCAGAAAGACAGUCGAAUAAGUAAAAAAGUUGAGAAAAAAUCUUUAAUGGAUUCAAAUAGACAUCGUUGUAUUGGCGUUUUAUUACGUUAUUUGGAAUCUGAAAAAUAUACACCAGAACGUUUAUGGAAUGAUAUUAAUCGUUUAGAACUAGGUCAAGAUGUAACAGAUCGUAUAUACCAUCAAUUGCCAACAGCUGAUGAAGUGAAAACUUAUUUAAAUUAUGAAUUCACUGAACAACGAUCUAUUGAUGAUUUAACAGAUGAAGAUCGUCUUUUACUACACUUAUGCAAAGUUGAACGUUUAGGACCUAGAUUAGAAAUUAUUUUAUUCAUGAAUUCAUUUGAAGAUAAUUUGAAUGUAGUGAAUUCGAAAAUUAUUGCUGUAAGAUCCGCUUCGUUAGCAUUGAAAAACAGUUGUAAAUUUAGAGCUAUCUUAGAAAUUAUAUUAGCUUUUGGCAAUUAUAUGAAUAGUUCCAGACGUGGUAUUGCCUACGGUUUUCGUUUACAGAGUUUAGAUGCUUUAUCCGACACACGGACUUUGGAUAAAUCGUGGACUCUGCUUCACUUCAUAGUUGAAACAAUUGAAACCCAAUUUCCUGCCCUAGUUAAUUUUGACGAUGAAUUGACUGGUGUUGUAGAAGCUGCAAAGGUUCCAACAGAAGCUUUAACAAAUGAUGUAGCAGCAUUAGUUUCUGGUAUGUCACAAGCUGAUAAAGAGACAAUUAUUUUUGGUUCAUUGAAAACACCACAACGUUUAUCAGAUUUUGUAUUGAAUAAUAAAUCUAAAGUGGAAUCUAUUGAAAAGCAAGCAGAAACUGCACGUAAUAUGUUUGCUAGAACAAUUGAAUGGUUUGGUGAAGCGCAAAUUAAACCUAGUCCAGAACAAUUUUUCAGUUUAAUUGUUCGAUUUAUUAAGAAUUUCAAAAAUGCAAUAGUCGACAACGAAGCACGACGUCGUGUUGAAGCCCUUCAAAGUUUAAAUUCUGUAACCGGCGAUGAUAAUGGGCCAUUAUCAUCAAUCAAUCAAAUUUCAAUCAACCAUAUUCCAAAAAGACCAAAAGAUGAUGUUCCUAUUUCGGAGUUACAGAAGCGUUUGGCACAAGAAGCUCGGUUGGCUAAACGACGAUUUAAAAAUCGUACUAGACAGAUUACAGGAGAUGGAAUGAUGGAUGAAAUUCUAGCAGGUCUAAUAUCGGAACCAUUGCAAGCUGAGGUUCAUCCACAUCGCAAUCGUUUAUCUGAAAAUAAUAAUUGA